CACGAGAAACCUCCGAGGCAAACCUCAAGCAGAAACUGAACACAGAUGAUGCUAAUGGUACUGACGAAGACAACACAGGUGAUAUUGCCAUUAAUGUGUAUGAGCGGUCAGUCUGCUCGAUAGAGGGACAACCUGCCGUCCUAAGAUGUACUGUUGAUCCACAAGCUUCUUCCAUUGUUUGGAAAAAAGGAAAACCAGAACCUGACGAACGUGUUUUUAUAGACAAACAGAAAUACUACGGUGGCAAUCAUUUGACUCCGCCACUUGUUAUAAUGAAUACGGACAAAAGUUCUGAUGAAUCUAGUUACUGCUUAAUCGCUACUGGAAAUGACAAACGGACUAAAAAGAGAAGUGGAAUAAUCCAUCUUUAUGUCGACACGGUGAUACUAGAUCAUACUCAAGUAAGUUACGUACCAAAGCCACCCUUCCGGAAAAAACGGAAAAGCAUUGCAUCGGGACGUGGGAAGCCAUACACCCGGAGUCCCCGUAUAGACAGUGACGUCAACGUAACAUUUCUGAUAGAAAAUAACAUCGAUACUACACGACAAGAAUCUAAAGAGGAUAUUCGCAGAAGCCUGCAAACACAUACACAGGAGCGAGGUCGAAUAAAUAGUCCGGAAUUCUUGGAACAGUGCAUUCUUGUCUCCGUCGAUAUCACAGGAGCUUCGUCACCAACAGAACCGUCUGCCUUGUGCUUAGCAGAGCGUAUUGAAUCAUUUUUACGGGAGGGAGACAUUCGAUUGACAGACGAGGCAAACACCAAACUGAAGAUUAAAACUGAAGAUAUCAGAAUAAUCAUCAAAAACCAAACCACUGACGGAUUCCCAAUUGUGUGCAUCAGUCAAGCUGAAUACUUUGCCGACGAAAGGACAGUGGUAGUGAUGCAUUGUACGAUCCUGGCCUGUCCCCCCGCCACGUCUGUGAGAUGGGUGAGGAUACGAUACGGGGAGGAGGAGGAGCUUGAUAUAGACAACUACAAGUACUUAGGAGGGGGUGUCCUCAGUCCCUCCCUAGUUAUCACUGACGUCAGUUAUACCGACGAAGGAUACUAUAGGUGUUAUGUCACAAGUAGUGAGGGCGAAGGAAAGAGCAAUACAACUUGGUUGGAAACAAAUAGUGAUUAUACGGAUCUCUCCACCUUUUUACAUCAAAAUGGUCAUGAUAAAGUAGACAGCAGUGCAAUCAGAUGUAUCAAAACCUACUUGGCAUCAAACAGAACGUCCGGGGAUGAUGUUCCUCUUCUAAGGAUCGCGAUAGACAACAACAGUAGAGACUUACUGCGUUAUAUCAUUUCCACGGUACCGGAAGUGUUAUCCAGUCGAGAUGUCGAUGGAUGUACCUCUCUUCAUUACUGCUGCCAGUACGGAACACUGUCAUUGUUUAAGUUGCUUAUCGAAAGCGGCAUGAGUGCGGAAAGAACAACAUCUAACGGAUCAACGUGUCUCAUGAUGGCAACACUCAAUAGACACAGACAAGUACUUCAACACAUACUGGAAAACUUUCCUGAACAGUUAAAUGUUGUGAACAGCGAUGGAAGGAAUUGUUUAUUGAUGAGCUGUGAGAAAGACAAUAUUCACAUAUUUGAACUCUUAGUGAAAACUGGAAUUUCACUCGAGCACAAAGACAAAGCAGGUAACACCUGUUUGAUGACUGCAAUAGUGUAUCGUAACAACUGUUUAGCUCACUUUAUAGCGGAGAACUACACAAAACAACAUGACGACAGUGAUGGUUUGAAUGCUCUAAUGCUUUGUUGCAGAGUAGGAAACAUAGAAACGUUUAAAUUUCUCAUCGUCACAUGGAUGGACUCUGACCCAAUAUUUGACAAAGGAAUGACAUGUUUGAUGGUUGCUGUGAUGCACCAACAGAGAAGACUCGCCAAAUAUAUCGCUGCAGUCCUUCCAAAUCAAUUACACCUACGUAACAACGAUGGCUGGGAUGCACUGGUCUUUUGUAGCAUGUAUGGAGACAUUGAACUUUUUGAAUUCCUGAUCAAACAGGGCAUGAAUCCUCCUACGCAAACACAAGACGGAUUAUCAUGUCUGAUGAUCGCUGUACGUAACAAGCAGAUAGAAAUGACGAAACAUAUCGUAAAGUCCUACCCUAGACAUUUACAUCACAGAGACCGGAACGGUUUAAAUGUACUUUACCAUUGUUGUCACUCUGGGAACGUCGAGCUAUUUCAGUAUCUUGUUGAAAAGGGAUUGAAACCUAACACUUGUACAUCUGAUGGAUCAACCUGUCUGAUGAUUUCUGUACAGAACAAACAUUUUGAUCUUAUUCGGCAUAUCGGGGGGAAAUACCCAGAACAGCUUGAAGAAGAAGACAAAAGAGGUUGGAAUGUACUAUUGUAUUGUUGCGAAGCUGGAGAGGUAAGGGUAUUUGAAUACCUUGUUGAGAAGGGAGCAAAGACCGAUACAUGUUCAUUGGAUGGAUCUACCUGUCUGAUGAUUGCUGUACAGAAUAAGCAUUUUGACCUGAGCAGACAUAUCGGGGAUAAAUACCCAAAACAGCUUGGUGAAGAAGACACAAGAGGUUGGAAUGUACUAUUGUAUUGUUGCGAAGCUGGUGACGUCAAGAUAUUUGAUUACCUUGUUGAGAAGCGAGCAAAGACCGAUACAUGUUCACCUGGUGGAUCUACCUGUCUGAUGAUUGCUGUACUGAAUAAGCAUUUUGACCUGAUUCGUCAUAUCGUGGAUAAAUACCCAGAACAGCUUGAUGAAGAAGACAUAAGAGGUUGGAAUGCACUAUUUUAUUGUUGUGAAGUUGGAGAGGUAAGGAUAUUUGAUGACCUUGUUAAGAAGGGAGCAAAGCCUGAUACAUGUUCAUUGGAUGAAACAACAUGCCUGAUGAUCGCCGCACUGAACAAUCAUGUUGAUCUUACCAGAAGUAUCGGUGAUAAAUACCCAAAACAACUGGACAAGCGAAACACCACAGGUUGGGAUGCACUGUUAUGCUGUUGUAAAGCUGGUGACGUCAAGAUAUUUGAUUACCUUGUUGGAAAGGGAUUAAAACCUCAAACAUGUUCAAACGAUGGAUCCACAUGUCUAAUGAUCGCUGCAGCCAACAAGCAGUUUGAUCUAGCACAACAUAUUGUGGUUAGACACCCAGAAUUGUUAGAACAACGAGACCAGAACGGUUGGAACGCACUUCUCUAUUGUUGUCAAGCUGGAGAUGUGUCAAUGUUUAAAUUCCUUGUUGAAAAGGGACUGAAACCCGACUCAAGUUCGACAUGCUUGAUGAUUGCUGUUUUGAACAAUCAUUUUGAACAAUGCCGACAUAUUUUGGACCACACAACGCCGGAACACCGAUACCGGGAUGGGUGGGAUAUAUUGCUGUGCUGUUGUCAAGCUGGAAAUGUGAAGAUAUUUGAUUAUCUUGUUGAAAACGCAGUGCAACCGGCAACACAUUCAGAUAAUGGAUCGACUUAUCUGAUGAUCGCUAUACUGAACAAACAAUUCGACCUUACCCAACAUAUAGUAGAAAAAUAUCCUGAGCAGCUCAACAAAUUAAACCGGAACGGUUGGAAUGCAUUGCUCUGUUGUUGUCAAGUUGGUGACUUCAGGAUAUUUAAAUAUCUUGUUAAAAAGGGAUUAAAACCUGACACACGUUCGAAGGAGGGGUCGACAUGUCUGAUGAUCGCAGUACUGAACAAACGUUUUAAUCUUAUCAAACAUAUCGUGAAAGAAUACCAGGAACAGCUGGAACAACUAGACAAUAACGGUUGGAAUGCACUAUUGUAUUGUUGUGAAGCUGGAGAGGUAAGGAUAUUUGAUUACCUUGUCGGGAAAGGCGUAAAACCUGACACGCGUUCCACAGAUGGAUUAACCUGUCUGAUGAUGGCUGUACUUAACAAACAUUUUGAUCUUACACGACAUAUUGGGGAUAAAUACCCAGAGCAGCUGGAACAACGAGACACACAAGGUUGGGAUGUUCUACUCUGCUGUUAUAAAGCUGGAGACGUCCGGAUAUUUGAUUACCUUGUUGAGAAAGGAGCAAGAUCUGACACACGUUCCACUGAUGUAUCGACAUGUCUGAAGAUCGCUGUACUUAACAAACAUUUUGAUCUUAUCAGACAUAUCGAGGAUAAGUACCCAGAACGGCUGGAACGACGUAACAUGUCUGGUACGGAUUUACCGUUGCGCUUUUGUAAAGCUGGAGUGGUAAGGAUACUUGAUAUCCUUGUUGGAAAAGAGUAAAACCUGACACACGAUCCAAUGAGGGAUUGACAUGUCUGAUGAUCACUGCUCUUCACAAACUUGAUCAUAUCCUACAUAUCGAAACUUAAUUUAGGUAGCAGUAUACACUAGAGGGUUGUGGCCAUGGGUGAUAUUUUUGUUAA
Mizuhopecten yessoensis (Yesso scallop) is the source of this 4339-nucleotide messenger RNA. RefSeq names its product ankyrin-2-like. The record is from RefSeq and is a predicted model, not a curated record. The transcript is spliced from 9 exons. NCBI's taxonomy places the organism in Eukaryota, Metazoa, Mollusca, Bivalvia, Pectinida, Pectinidae. Gene Ontology annotation, molecular function: protein binding. Bases 273 to 4196 code for a protein of 1307 amino acids.